CGGCAGGGGGAGGGGGGGCUCGGAGCGGGGGGCGGGCGGGAGGCAGGGCGCCGGGGGAGCCCGGCGGAGGGGCCGGGGGCCGGGGAGAAAGCCGUGACGCGGGGGGAGCGGGCAGCCGGGGGGAAGGGCGAGGUUGUGGGGCGAGGCGGCGUGCGGCGGUCCUGUCCCUAUGCUGCGUCGUAGUUUAGUGGAAAAGGGAAGGGGCUAGAAAAGGGAACUAAUUUAAAAUAGCCUCUCGUCCCCGCUGGGGGUCGGUUCCCUCUCUGUGGGCUGUCUGUGCCAUUGUUGGGGGGGGGGAGUCUCUUGUGUGCAGAAGCAGCCUGAGGGGCUUAGCUGUGAGUGGGGGUGGGGGUGUGCGCCCCUCUUCUCUGCUUCACCUCUUCUGUUUUCCUUUUUUUUUUUUUUUUUUUUUUUUUCCCCCCCCCUUGGUGGGGACGGAACAGGAUGAGCUUGCAGAGUUUUACCGGAUUUUCUCAUUCCUUUCCGAGGAGCUACCGCUGCUGAAGCAGAUUUUUCCUUCCUUCCCUUUUUGUCUAAUGUAGAAUCCUAGUAGCUAGGCAGCCUCCCUCUUUUCUUCCUUCUACCUCCUCAGUAUGUAGGAAGGGAGAGACAUCAAUGGAAAGGCUGAAAUACAUGUAGAUGGACUUUCAAAUGCUUUUUUUUUGGGGGGGGGGGAAAGAGGAAGAUAGAUCCUAGUUGCCACUCACUUUUUUGUUGCUGUUGCAUUGCUUUGUAAAAAUGGGGUUCGCUUACUCCAGCUAAAUCCUCUGAGUUUUUUAGAGAGUUGCUGCAGUGAAGGACUUUUCAUAUUUUUUGCAUCAGAGGAGCUACCUUGAUGUUAACCUUUUUUUUGUAAAAUGGAGAACGAAAUAUUCACACCCCUUUUGGAGCAGUUUAUGUCUAGCCCUCUUGUCACCUGGGUUAAGACAUUUGGACCGUUAGCUGGAGGAAAUGGGACCAACCUGGAUGAGUAUGUGGUGCUAGUGGAUGGCGUGUUUCUGAACGAAGUCAUGCUGCAAAUCAAUCCAAAGUCUGCCAGCCAGAGAGUAAACAAAAAAGUCAAUAAUGAUGCAUCAUUGAGGAUUCAAAAUUUGUCAAUUUUGGUGAAGCAAAUAAAAACUUACUAUCAGGAGACUUUGCAGCAGUUGAUCAUGAUGUCUUUGCCAAACGUAUUAAUAAUUGGCAAAAAUCCUUUUUCUGAGCCAGGUACUGAAGAAAUAAAAAAACUCCUUUUGCUUUUGCUUGGUUGUGCAGUUCAGUGUCAGAAGAAGGAAGAAUUUAUUGAAAGAAUCCAAGGUCUGGAUUUUGACACAAGAGCAGCUGUUGCAGCCCAUAUUCAAGAGGUAACUCAUAAUCAGGAAAAUGUGUUUGAUCUGCAGUGGAUGGAUGUUAGUGUACUGACACAAGAAUAUGUUGAGCCUCUCUUGAAAAAUAUGGCGUUACAUUUAAAAAGACUUAUAGACGAAAGAGAUGAGCACUCAGAGACUAUCAUAGAACUCUCAGAAGAACGGGACUGUCUCCGUUUUCUACCUCAUGCAUCAGCAGCACAAUCACCUUGUGGAUCUCCUGGCAUGAAACGCACUGAAAGCAGACAGCACCUGUCAGUAGAGCUAGCAGAUGCCAAAGCAAAGAUAAGAAGGCUUAGGCAAGAGCUGAUUCAUCAGUGGCAAUUGUCUGGUGGUGCUAUAAGUGAGGAAAAGACUGAGCAGUUGCUUGACUGUAAACAAGAACUUGAACAGAUGGAAGCUGAGUUAAAGAGAUUUCAACAAGAGAAUAUGAAUUUACUCUCAGAUGCCCGGUCUGCCAGAGUGUACAGAGAUGAGUUAGAUGCUCUUCGUGAGAAGGCAAUUCGAGUGGACAAGCUUGAAAGUGAAGUCAGCCGAUAUAAAGAGAGACUGCACGAUAUUGAAUUCUACAAAGCUAGAGUGGAGGAGUUAAAGGAGGACAAUCAAGUGUUGCUAGAAACAAAGACAAUGUUGGAAGAUCAAUUAGAGGGGACCCGAGCCCGUUCUGAUAAAUUACAUGAGUUAGAAAAAGAGAAUCUGCAAUUAAAAGCUAAAUUACAUGAUAUGGAGAUGGAGCGUGAUAUGGACAGAAAAAAGAUUGAGGAACUCAUGGAGGAAAAUAUGACUCUAGAAAUGGCUCAGAAACAAAGUAUGGAUGAAUCAUUGCAUCUUGGCUGGGAACUUGAACAGAUAAACAGAACUACUGAACUUUCUGAAGUACCACAGAAGUCACUUGGUCAUGAAGUAAAUGAACUGGCAUCAAGCAGAUUACUGAAGCUGGAAAUGGAAAACCAAAGUUUACUGAAGACAGUGGAAGAACUACAAAACGCAGUAGGUUCUGAGGAAGGCAGUAGUUCAAGAAUACUGAAAAUGGAGAAAGAAAACCAAAGACUUAGCAAAAAGCUUGAAGGGCUAGAGAAUGAAAUUAGCCAAGAGAAACAAAGUCUCCAGAAUAGUCAAAAUUUGAGUAAAGAUCUAAUGAAAGAGAAAGCACAACUUGAAAAGACACUUGAAGCACUACGAGAAAACUCAGAGCGGCAAAUCAGGCUAUUAGAACAAGAAAAUGAACAUUUGAAUCAAACUGUAGCUUCUCUAAGACAGCGCUCACAAAUCAGUGCUGAAGCAAGAGUGAAAGAAAUUGAAAAAGAAAAUAAAAUUCUUCAUGAGUCUAUUAAGGAGACCAGCAGUAAGUUAAAUAAGAUUGAAUUUGAAAAAAAACAAGUCAAGAAAGAACUGGAACACUAUAAAGAGAAAGGGGAAAGAGCAGAAGAACUUGAGAAUGAGUUGCAUCAUCUGGAGAAAGAAAAUGAAUUAUUACAGAAAAAAAUUACCAACUUAAAAAUUACUUGUGAGAAGAUAGAGGCCUUAGAACAAGAAAACUCCGAUCUGGAAAUGGAAAACAGAAAGCUGAAAAAAACUUUGGAUAGCCUAAAAAAUCUCACAUUUCAAUUAGAAUCCUUAGAAAAGGAGAAUUCGCAACUUGAUGAAGAAAAUUUAGAAUUAAGAAGAACAAUUGAAUCUUUGAAGUGUACGAGCAUUAAAGUGGCACAGUUGCAACUAGAAAAUAAGGAACUGGAAAGUGAAAAGGAGCAACUGAAAAAAAGCCUUGAACUCAUGAAAGCCUCAUUUAAGAAAACUGAACGUUUAGAAGUCAGCUACCAAGGUCUAGACACAGAAAACCAAAGGCUACAGAAAGCCCUGGAAAACAGUAACAAGAAGAUUCAGCAGUUAGAAAGUGAAUUACAAGAUUUAGAGUCUGAAAAUCAGACUCUGCAAAAGAACUUAGAAGAAUUAAAAAUCUCUAGUAAGCGCCUAGAGCAAUUGGAAAAGGAAAAUAAGUUGUUAGAACAAGAGACUUCCCAACUGGAGAAAGAUAAGAAACAGCUAGAAAAAGAAAAUAAAAGGCUUCGACAGCAAGCAGAAAUUAAAGAUAGUACUUUAGAAGAAAACAAUAUAAAAAUUAGUAAUCUGGAAAAGGAAAAUAAAUCUCUAUUUAAAGAAAUAGUUGUAUAUAAAGAGUCAUGUGUACGUCUGAAAGAACUAGAAAAGGAAAAUAAAGAACUUGUGAAAAGAGCUACCAUUGAUAAGAAAACUCUUGUCACCUUAAGAGAGGACUUGGUGAAUGAAAAACUGAAGGCCCAACAAAUGAACAAUGAUCUAGAAAAACUUGCCCAUGAACUUGAAAAAAUAGGCUUAAAUAAAGAGCGUCUCUUGCAUGAUGAACAGAGCAGUGAUGACAGUAGGUACAAGCUUCUGGAAUCAAAAUUGGAAUCUACACUUAAGAAGUCUCUUGAAAUAAAAGAAGAAAAAAUUGCUGCUUUGGAGGCUCGUUUAGAAGAAUCAACAAAUUUAAACCAGCAGCUCCGUCAGGAACUUAAAACAGUGAAAAAGAACUAUGAAGCCCUCAAGCAAAGACAGGAAGAGGAAAGGAUGGUUCAGAAUUCUCCUCCAAGAAGUGGAGAAGAAAAUCAGUCUGUCAAUAAAUGGGAGAAAGAAAAUCAGGAAACUACUAGAGAAUUAUUGAAAGUUAAAGAUAGAUUAAUCGAAGUAGAAAGGAAUAAUGCUACACUGCAGGCAGAGAAACAAGCACUGAAAACGCAGUUAAAGCAACUUGAGACACAGAACAGUAAUCUGCAGGCUCAGAUUCUUGCACUUCAGAGACAGACUGUUUCUCUACAGGAACAAAAUACAACUCUACAAACUCAAAAUGCCAAGCUUCAGGUUGAAAAUUCCACCCUUAACUCUCAGAGUACAUCUCUUAUGAAUCAGAAUGCACAACUGUUGAUCCAGCAGUCGGCUUUAGAAAAUGAAAAUGAAUCUCUACUCAAGGAGCGUGAGGAUCUGAAAUCAUUGUAUGAUUCACUUCUCAAAGAUCAUGAAAAACUGGAACACCUGCAUGAACGCCAAGCAUCUGAGUAUGAAUCUCUGAUUGCUAAACACGGAAACCUUAAAUCCGCACACAAAAAUCUGGAGGUGGAGCAUAAGGACUUAGAAGAUAGGUACAAUCAGUUGCUGAAACGGAAAGUACAAUUAGAAGAAUUGGAGAAAGUACUCAAGACAGAACAGGAGAAGAUGCUGCAACAGAAUGAAAAACAUGAAACUGUAGCAGCAGAGUAUAAAAGACUUCGUGAUGAAAAUGAUAGGCUUACUCAUACAUAUAGUCAGCUCUUGAGAGAGAAUGAAGUUCUUCAAACUGAUCAUAAGAAUUUGAAAACAUUAUUGAACAAUUCCAAAUUAGAACAAACACGGUUAGAAGCUGAGUUUUCUAAACUCAAAGAACAAUACCAACAACUUGAUAUUACAUUUACAAAACUGAAUAAUCAAUGUGAGUUGCUUAGCCAGCUUAAGGGAAAUCUGGAGGAGGAAAACAGGCAUUUACUAGAUCAAAUUCAGACAUUAAUGCUACAGAAUAGAACAUUACUUGAGCAAAAUAUGGAAAGCAAGGAUCUCUUCCAUGUAGAACAAAGACAGUACAUUGAUAAGCUAAAUGAAUUGAGGCGACAGAAGGAGAAAUUGGAGGAGAAGAUAAUGGAUCAGUAUAAAUUUUAUGAGCCAUCACCCCCAAGAAGAAGAGGCAACUGGAUUACUCUGAAAAUGAGGAAGCUGAUAAAGUCUAAGAAAGAUGUUAACCGUGAACGUUUGAAGUCUCUGACCCUCACGCCUACCCGUUCAGAAUCCAGUGAAGGAUUUCUUCAGCUGCCCCACCAGGACAGUCAGGAUAGUUCCUCAGUGGGCUCAAACUCUCUUGAAGAUGGUCAGACGCUGGGGACCAAAAAGAGUAGUAUGGUUGCACUGAAAAGACUGCCCUUUUUGAGGAACAGACCGAAGGAAAAAGACAAAAUGAAGGCCUUCUACCGUCGCUCCAUGUCCAUGAAUGACCUGGUGCAAUCCAUGGUCCUAGCAGGAGGACAAUGGACAGGUAGUUCUGAGCAUCUGGAGGGUCCUGAUGAUAUAUCUACGGGUAAAAGGAGAAAGGAAUUGGGAGCUAUGGCCUUCUCUACUACAGCUAUCAACUUUGCAACUGUCAACUCUUCUACAGGCUUCAGAUCCAAGCAGUUGCUAAAUAAUAAAGAUACUACAUCCUUUGAAGAUGUAAGUCCACAAGGUAUUAGUGACGAUUCUAGUACAGGAUCAAGAGUUCAUGGAGUACAGGACAUUUACUGUGCAGAUGCUCUUGCUCCUCCUGUUCGUGGCAUUUCAACAAUAUGCAGGGUUCCUUGUCAGAUCUGUUCUUCCAGACCAGCCAGCCUUGAUAGUGGCAGAACAUCCACUAGCAAUAGCAAUAACAAUGCUUCACUCCAUGAAGUCAAAGCAGGUGCAGUUAACAAUCAAAGCAGGCCACAAAGUCACAGCAGCGGAGAAUUUAGUCUGCUACAUGAACAUGAGGCUUGGUCUAGCAGCAGCAGCAGUCCUAUUCAGUACUUGAAAGGUUAUACCAGGUCUAGUCCUGUGCUCCAGCAAAGAAUGCCUGAAACCCUGGAUAGUCGUGGAAAACAGAUCAAAACUGGUUCUCCUGGAAGUGAAGUUGUUACCCUACAACAGUUUUUAGAAGAAAGCAACAAGAGUACCUCAAGUGAGAUAAAAUCUGCAAGUGAAGAGAAUCUUUUAGAGGAAGUAAUGAAAAGCUUAUCUGAAUCUGCUGAUUUGACAGGCAAGGAAAAACUAAGAAAACAGCCAUCAGCCAGUUGUGGUAUUGUGAGGUCAUUAAGUGUAAAAAAUACAGUUGAUUUCUCAGAUGGACGAUCUAUUAAACCAGAACAACUUGUAAGGCCCAGCCUUCGUAAAACUGAAGAUAACUAUUUUACUAGCUCUCCAAUAAAAUUUACAUCAGGUACUCAAGGGAAGGUCAAACCAGUUAAGGAAAAGAUACAAGCAACAGUAUCACAGCGGCAAUCAAAAGAUUGCAAUCCUUAUGCUACCUUACCUCGUGCAAGCAGCGUGAUUUCUACAGCAGAAGGAACUACUCGAAGGACCAGCAUUCAUGAUUUUUUGUCCAAGGACAAUAGGCAACCUGUGUCAGUUGAUCCAGCACCAUCUACUGCUGACAGAAGUGUUUCAUCAACAUCUAAUGUGGAAGCUAUACCAGAAAGCAGAAAUGCAAAAAGCAGGUCUAGGGAGCAACAAAGCUCCUAAUUCUAUUACCCACUACAUGAGAUGUGGGCCAAGUGAGAGAAAAGUGUCCUUCAGUAUCUCAAUAUGAAGCCUUUAUUUCUGAAGUAACAAGACAGCGACUGUAGGAAUCAUUAAUAAAAAUUAAGGGAAUUUUUUACAAUUCUUCGUGACUAGAGCAGGCAAGAAAUAAAAACCAACCUACCUUCCUUCCUUCCUUGAAUCAAGGAGCUCUACUGGAGUCUACUGCCGAAAAUUGUUAGAUGGUCUUAGGAAUUUAUUGCACAUUGCACUGUUAAGAUCUACUGAAUAAAGGACAGUUCUCAUCUCCCUAAGGACCAUGAAUUUUAAGGUCUCAAGAAUUGCUCCAGGAAAAAAAAUACUUCUUUCUCCUUCUGUUUAUGAAAUUAGCCACUGAUUUGCUUAAGCUUCUGCUAAUAAUUAGCCAAAAAACCCAUAACUAGCAGUUUAUAUUUAGUUCUGUAAAUCUGAAAUAAAUGCUGUAGUAUUUUGUUGAAAUUGACUGUAUAUACAGAUACAAAAACCUCACAGCUUACUGGCACUUCACUGCCUUAUUUGGUUAGCAUAAUCCGCAUGAAAUUGCUCUUAAAAAAAAAAAAAAAAAAAGUUUAUGCUGUUUUGUUUCUUUGCAUACCGCAAGAGAAAAACCUGUUUACAUAUGUGAAAAAAUUCAAUAACUAACAAAAAUGGGAGUUAUGGAAUAUCACAUUAUAUAGAAAUUAAUGUUUGUCACUUGUGUUCUUCACAUUCCCAAGUUAUUCUGCGUAUAUAUGUUCAGAUGUUUUUGAGAGGAAAUGGUCAGGUAUGAUUUUUCUAUAACUUUUUUUAAUAUAAGGUUGCUUUCAACAAAUGGCAUUUCCAGGGUAAAAAUUGUCUUAUGAUGUUUGUGUGCUAACUAAUCUCUUUUUUUAUUGUUUGUCUUUCGACAUGAGCUGAUUGUGGCUUAGGAGAUUUCUUGACGGCAAAAAGAAAUGUGAAUAAUAUCGUAUGCAUUUUACAAUCAGUUCCCUUAAGGUUAUCUUUUAUUAGUAAGAUCUGUUUGUUAAUGAUUUACAUUAAAGUCAACAAAUGUUAUUGGUACUUUUAAUGCUUGUAUACAUUUGUUGUCUUGAAAACAUUUGCAGAGAGCUCAAAGGAAGCAUACAUGAACUUAAAAAAGCAGAUCCAAAAUCUCAUUAACUAUCACAAUUUUAUUUUAUUACAAAUCAAUAAGCACAUAUAGCUAUUUUUAUUUUAAAGGUUUAAGUUAAUGGUGUAACCUCCUAGUGUCCAGUCUUCCAAACAGGCACAUACAUAACUUUAACCUACAACCAUCUCCAUUCGCCUAAGUGAAGGUAAGCAUGACAAUAAAUAUUUGUAGAACUAGGGUUACAGACUACUUGUCAAUUUAAUCACAGUACUGCUUUGACAGUGUGAUAGAGCUGCUACAAUUUCUUUAACUUAAUAUUAACUUGGGUUUUGAGGCUUUCGGUUUUUAAGAUGUAUAAAGUCUCAAGCUGUCAGGGAAUAAUUGGAACAGAAUCAUCUUUCACUAGAGAAUGCAGUUCAACAGAUAUAAAAGCAUCCUGGCAACUCAUUUUGAUUGAACUGAAAUUUUGUCGGGGGGGGGGGGAGAGGAAAGUUCAGUCAGCUUUAGAAGGGGAAAUUCUUUUUAUUUCAUUUUUUCUUAAGGUGACUUCAUUAUGAACCUUUUUUUUUUUCCUGAUAGAAAAUGUCACAAGUUCUAAAUCAAAACAAUAUUUUAACACUAUAAACGUUUGUUCAGCCUGCGGCUUUUUCAUGGAGAAUGUAAACUUUUUUUUCCUUAAGUGAAAACAAGACAAAUUUUGCAGCUCUCUACCAUAUAGAAUUUCCAUUCUUUGUACAUCUCUGAAGACAUUUCUGGUAUUUUAUUAAAUCCAUGGGUUCAUUUUGAUUGCCAGCUCAUACAGGUAUCUAGUUCUGCUCCCCUUAUUCUCAGUGUCAGAUUCUCACUGAUUUCAGUGGAAGCAUCCUGAGCUUUGCAGGGAGGGUAUCAACACUUGGAGGGUAUCAGCCCUUAGCCAAGCAAUCCUGUGAGUGGUCAGAAGCCCAGAGCACUCCUGAAAUUGAGCACUCUUCAGCCAUGAUAUUUUUAUAAGCAGCUUGAUAUCAGUUGCAUAUGAAUUAAUUCCCUAUGUGGUAACUGAUAUCAUGACCUUUCUGAGAAGGAUUCAGGGCAUUCCAGCCUGUUGAGUGACAGCUACAGGAUGUCUUCAGAAGGGCAGGUGAGAUGCAUGGCAGUGGCUAGAGCAGGUAUAUACUACAGGUAAUCCAGGUGUUCCUGAAUGUAUUUAAAGCUCAGGGCAUAGGUGAGUUUUUCCCACAAUACCAAAUGAGCUAGACAUAGGCCUGACAUGCUCUAGGAGAAAAGUAUUAUAAGCAAUAAGAAUUUUGUGUUAAGCCUGAUUUCUGUGCCAUUCCUGUACUGCAAUGAAAGCAUAGCCAUAAAGACUGAAGGAAAAGCUGCCUUUAUGUAAUUUAGUGGACAUAUGAAAUCUGUAAUGACAUUAGCCCUUAUUAAAAAGAUAACUGUUAUGAAAGCGAAUUCAAAUACCCUGAAUAUUAGGAAAACAUUUCUGAUUCUAAAUUUUCAUACUUCCAGACUUAUUUCAGGGUCUAAUUGUUCCUGGAUGCUUUUAGCUCUCCUUGAAAACAUUGAGGAGUGAUACAUUUCAAACUAUUAAACCCUAACUUACUAAUAGUGUCACUGUCUUUAGAAGAGCAUACAUGUCCUGAAUGAACAGAUUUAAACUUGUGCCAAAUGCUGUUUGUAUUCAUGGAAUCUGUGAAGUUGUGUGUGCUUAGAUGUAUCAGAUAGUUAAAGAGCCUGGGAAAGUAUGUGAGAAUGGCAUCUGGCUGUGACUGUUGCAUGGCACUUGGUGUCAUGAUUUUCUGUGAGAAACACUGUUGGGUGCACUUAAGCUUCUGUGCUCACCAUAUGUGGCUCUGUCAUUUUUCUCAACAUGGGCAUCUCCUGGCUUUUCAUUUAUUUAACUCUUUUCUGUAUUCAUUAAGUUGCUCAGGAUUGCCUGUCACAAUUUCCUACAUUUGUUUUUGCAUAUUAUUACACCUUCUUAAAACAUCUGUGCAAUCACUGCCAGGGUUUAGAUACAAAUGAUAUUGUUACUUUUAAGCUGAUAAUGUGUAUUAGAAGUGAAAUCCUCUCAUUAAAAAAUAUGUUUCCCCAUAUGAAAGACAGAGAGAGAGGCAGUGGAAUUCAUCCUUAAACCUCUUGUUAGGUCAGAGUUCAGCACAGGUCAGAUGUGUGUGCUGGAGUCUUGACUAUUGUCUCUCUGUGCCACUGUAAGCAGGUUUCGAGCCACUUUAUCCACAUCAGUAUGGAGGACAGAGCUGGUUUUUGAUUUGUAUUCAGUAAGUUAGCCAAAGGCAGCACAAGGACACACUUGCAUUUAGGAGAUGGAAAUCUACUUCUCCCAGCACUGUCUUCUGCAAAGCAGUUCCAGAGCAGAGGAGCAGUCAGGAGGUUCUCCAUGGUCUGAUGGGUUUUUUUUUUCCUUUUUUGAACUGUACAAAACGUAUGUAAAGCAUUUAAUCUUUUCAGUCUAUGCUCUUCCAAAAAAUAAAUAAAUAAAUAAAUAAAUUUAAUUUGGAAGACGCUUCACCUUUUCUGAAACAAACUCCCAGGGGAGUAACACAGCAGCUCUUGGGCAGCUUACAGUAAAACUGCACAGCAGUUUACAGCAAGAAUUGCCAGAUCUGUCACUGUUAGUUCAACAUAAUGAGAUGUUGUGAUACCAGACAGUAUAUAAUUUUCAUUUACUUUUCUGAUAGAGCUUAGUCUGCUGGGGAUUCGGUAGCAUUCCUGGCAUGUAUUAUUUUUAGCUUUUUUCAAGACAUGAUGCAGCCUCAACAAAGGAGCUCAUGUAUGAUUCUUAGAGGUAAAUGAUAAUGCAUAUGUAAAUAAUACUUUGAUAUUAAUAAAACUGCCUUAAAGGAAUGUACCUAGGUGUGAAACAGAACUUUAAAAGCUCUUAUUUAAAACUGUAAUUUCCUUUAAGUAUUGAUUGAGGAAUUUUUUAAUGUUUACCAUUGUAUACAUUUAUUAAUAUGUUAUUAAAAUGCCAAACCAAAUAAUUAUUCUUUUUUUAUGUGUGUACAUUUAUACACACUUUUUCUGGAAACUGAUGUUACUGGAAGGAUGUUGGUGUUGAGUAAUGGCUUUGUGGUCAGUUGGUAAUGUGUUCAGUAUUUCUUCUGGAAGGAAGCCUAUAAAACUGUAGCAGAA
This is a messenger RNA of Dromaius novaehollandiae (emu), 10902 nucleotides long. It is a transcript of the gene CCDC88A, whose product is annotated as coiled-coil domain containing 88A. The record is from RefSeq and is a predicted model, not a curated record. Gene Ontology annotation, molecular function: microtubule binding; dynein light intermediate chain binding. The transcript has 35 exons. Gene Ontology annotation, biological process: cytoplasmic microtubule organization; cytoskeleton-dependent intracellular transport. The coding region runs from base 858 to 6638 and encodes 1926 amino acids. NCBI's taxonomy places the organism in Eukaryota, Metazoa, Chordata, Aves, Casuariiformes, Dromaiidae. Gene Ontology annotation, cellular component: centrosome; cytoplasm.